This is a messenger RNA of Oxyura jamaicensis (ruddy duck), 1425 nucleotides long. RefSeq names its product CYFIP-related Rac1 interactor A-like. Gene Ontology annotation, biological process: regulation of actin filament polymerization. The record is from RefSeq and is a predicted model, not a curated record. The transcript has 13 exons. NCBI's taxonomy places the organism in Eukaryota, Metazoa, Chordata, Aves, Anseriformes, Anatidae. Bases 330 to 1304 code for a protein of 324 amino acids. Gene Ontology annotation, molecular function: small GTPase binding.
ACCGUCCCUGGUGGCGUGGGGGGGCCGGGGGCCAUGGGGGGCUUUGUGGUGCAGCGGCAGCUGGCGCAGGGCUCGCACGCAGGCGGCAGGCGGCCCCCCCCGGCACGGCGCUGCGGGAGCACCGCAGGCACCGCACGGCCGCCGCCCGCCCGCGCCGCCACGGUCCCUGCUGGCCCAUGAAGUGAUCCAGGUGCGUGGCACAGCCCCUGCUCCUGCCACAGCCACUGCACUGGGCACGAAGGUCUGCUGGCCAUGGGCAACCUGAUAAAGGUAUUGGGCAAAGAUUUAGAAAACUGUCCUCAUUUUUUCCUGGAUUUUGAAAGUUUCACAUGGGGAACCUUCUUAAAGUGUUGACUUAUAACGAACUUGACCAAGGCCCUAAUUUUUUCCUUGACUUUGAAAAUGCGCAGCCGACGGAGGCUGAGACGGCGGUGUGGAACCAGGUGAACGCUGUGCUGGAGGAGGCGCAGGGCGUCCUGGCCGAGCUACAGUCCUACACAGGCGCUGGGCAGGAGAUCCGAGAGGCCAUCCAGAACCCCGGGGACCUGCGGCUGCAGGAGAGGGCCUGGAGCGCCGUGUGCCCCCUCGUCGCCAAGCUGAAGCGCUUCUACGAGUUCUCCCUGCGGCUUGAGAACGCCCUGCGGAGCCUGCUGGAGGCCCUCACCAGCCCCCCAUACGCCCCCACACAGCACCUUGAGCGGGAGCAGGCCUUGGCCAAGCAGUUCGCCGAGAUCCUGCACUUCACCCUCAGCUUCGAUGAGCUCAAGAUGACCAACCCUGCCAUCCAGAAUGACUUCAGCUACUACAGAAGGACCAUCAGCCGAAAUCGCAUCAACAACCUGCAGCUGGAUGCGGACAGCGAGGUGAACAACGAGAUGGCCAACAGGAUGUCCCUCUUCUACGCCGAGGCCACCCCCAUGCUCAAAACGCUCAGCAACGCCACCACCAAGUUCGUCUCGGAGAACAAGACCCUCCCGAUCGAGGACACGACCGACUGCCUGAGCACCAUGGCCUGUGUCUGCAGGGUGAUGCUGGAGACCCCGGAGUACCGCAGCCGCUUCACCAACACGGAGACCCUCCUCUUCUGCAUGCGGGUGAUGGUUGGCGUCAUCAUCCUCUACGACCACGUCCACCCCGUGGGGGCCUUCGCCAAGACCUCCAAGAUCGACAUGAAGGGGUGCAUCAAGGUCUUGAAGGACCAACCCUCAACCAGCACUGAGGGGCUCCUGAACGCGCUGAGGUACACCACCCGGCACCUCAACGACGACACCACGUCCAAGCAGGUCCGGGCCCUGCUGCAGUGAGCAUGGUGCCUGCGGGCCACGUCCAUCACCGCGCAUGUCACCGAGUUAUCUACGCCCAUGACCAUAGUGCUCGUCUGUACAGGGGGAGAAGGGACAGAAUAAACACACUGAAAUGUAAAAA